Molecule: messenger RNA, 1308 nt
Organism: Lasiodiplodia theobromae
Lineage: Eukaryota; Fungi; Ascomycota; Dothideomycetes; Botryosphaeriales; Botryosphaeriaceae
Product: P60 domain-containing protein
Exons: 3
Coding region: 1-1308 (435 amino acids)
Biological process (GO): ribosomal large subunit assembly; rRNA processing
Cellular component (GO): nucleolus
Molecular function (GO): 5S rRNA binding
Source: RefSeq, a predicted model, not a curated record
AUGGCAGCAACCGCCGAAGCGCCCCAGCAGCGCAAGCAGCCCUCGCGCAAGGGCAAGAAGGCCUGGCGCAAGAAUGUCGACGUUUCCGACGUGCAGACAGGACUCGAAGAAAUUCGCGACGAAGUCAUUCAUGGAGGUGUCGUUGCCGACAAGACUUCGGACGAGCUCUUCGCCGUCGACACGGCCGGAUCCGCCGACAUCAAGAAGGAAGUCCAGAAGCGCCACAAGCCGCUCAAGGCCGACGAGAUCCUCGCCCAGCGCUCCGCCGUGCCCGCCGUUGAUUCGCGCAAACGCUCGUCCAAGGUCACCGACGGCAUCAUCGAGCCGAGCAACAAGCGCCACAAGGUCGGCAAAUACGUCUCGCACAAGGAGCUGCAGCGGUUGAAGAGCAUCGCGCACGGCGGCGACACUACCGAGAAGGACGUCGUCCAGGCCGACGGCACCGCCACGCACGACCCGUGGGCGGUCGUGGAGAAGAAGCCGGACCCGCGCUUCUCGUUCCUGCCCGAGAAGAAGCCCAUCCGCGAGCCGGAGACGCUGAAGCACUCGCCCGUCGUGCUGUCGGCAAGCGGAAAACCUUUCGCCGCGGUCAAGAAGCCCGAGGCCGGCAAGAGUUACAACCCUACCUUUGAGGACUGGAAUGCGGUGCUUACGCGCGAGGGCGAGAAGGAGGUUGAAGCAGAGAAAAAGCGGCUGCAGGAGGCUGAGGAAGACAGGUUACGUGAGGAGCGCGCUGCCGCGGCUGCGGCCGAACCGGACCCAGAAAGCGAUGGCAACGAAAGUGCUUGGGAAAGCGAAUGGGAGGGCAUUCAGAGCGAAGCAGAAGACAGCUACUUGAAGCAGAAGAGACCAGAGCGGAAGACGCCCCAGCAGCGCAACAAGGCAAAGCGGAGAAAGGAAGCCGAGAGGCAAUCCAAGUGGGAGGAGCAGAUGAAGAAGAAGCAAGAGCAAGCUGAGCGUAUCAAGCAGCUGGCCAAGGAAGUCGAGGAGAAGGAUAAAUUGAAGAAGGAGCAAGCGCUCGUGAAGAAGGAUGAGGAAUCCUCUGAAGAUGAGGAGGAAGUUCUGCGGAGAAGAAAAUUCGGCAAGGCACCAGUCCCCGAAGCCCAACUCGAAGUCGUCCUUCCAGACGAGCUGCAAGAUUCCCUGCGCCUGCUCAAGCCCGAGGGUAACCUUAUCAAAGAUCGUUACCGGAACAUGAUUCUGCGCGGCAAGAUCGAGUCGCGGAAAGGAGGCCAGCGCAAGAAGGCGAAAACGACCGUUACGGAGAAGUGGUCGUACAAGGAUUGGACGUUGGCGAAGGGAAGAUAA